CGAGCACAGAAAAAGAUAAUGCACUCAAGCGAUUGAGGGAGAGGAAGACAGGCAGAGCUGGACAACUUGACUAUUUUUAAACGAGACAGUAUCCCUCCGUGCUGUGCGCUUGUGUGGUUACAAACAGGAGCCUACUAACAUGGGAUUCUGAAUUGCCUGUCAACUAAAAAUCUAUUCGGAAAAUAAGGACAUUACCGAGGAUUAUUACGGCAAAUAACGGUUCAACUCAACUGCCUGGUUUGAUAUUUUAAUAUGCGUGCUACCAGUGGUAUAUUAUAGACUCAUUGUUUUCCAUUCUAACUUUCACAGCAUUGUUGCCUUCAAUUUGGUAAACAUGUGAAGCGUAUCGUGCUUUAAAAAAAUCGACUGGAUUUGGAACUGUAACAACAAGCACAUUUUUAUCCCUCUUUGUAAUUCGCAUACUGUUCACAGGAAAAACGUUUUGCGGAGUUUGACCAUAGGAGAUAACUUUAAUACUGAUUAAAGUUAUCUCGCCAACUUGGAACUCACGGAUAUGCUACAAUGCUUUCAUCAGAUUUGACAGUGGGGAAAUUUACACGUUGGGCACCAGUUUUUUUCCUCCAAGCAAUUUUUCUCAUGGGAUGAAAUAUUUAACUUCUAUUUUCUGUUUUAAUACGUGAAGUAUUUCGUGAUACAUACACUUUCCUGAUAUCACCAUGGAUGUUUUUAAUUUGAGGAUUGCCAUUUUACUGUGGUGCCAACUUGUUAUUGUUGCAUCCAGCUUGGAGAUCGGAGCCUAUGAUCUAGAGAGAGGCAGACAUGCAAAAUGCGAACCCAUCACCAUCCCCAUGUGCCAGGGCAUUGGCUACAAUAUGACAAGAAUGCCCAACUUCAUGAAAUAUGCAAGCCAAGCAGAGGCCAGCAUCAAACUGAAUGAGUUUUCCCCUCUCGUGGAAUAUGGCUGUGACAUUCACCUGCGCUUUUUCCUCUGCUCCCUCUACGUCCCCAUGUGCACUGACAAAGUGUCCACCACCAUUCCUGCCUGCCGACCAAUGUGUGAGCAGGCCAGGCAGAAGUGCUCUCCCAUCAUGGAGAAGUUCAGCUUCGGCUGGCCUGACUCACUGGACUGCUCCAAGCUUCCCACUAAAAAUGACCCCAACUCCCUCUGCAUGGAGGCGCCUGAGAAUGACACAAAGCAGGAGACCAAGAAGGGGGAGGGCAUGCUCCCGGUGCCCCCCAGACCCAGGCAGCCCAGCUCAGGUACCAGCGGGCGCUCUGGCACCAGCCUGGGCUCCUGCGAGAACCCGGAGAAGUUCCAGUACGUGGAGAAGAGCCAGUCGUGCGCCCCACGCUGCUCCUCUGCAGUAGACGUGUUCUGGUCAAAGAAGGACAAGGACUUUGCCUUCAUCUGGAUGGCGGUGUGGUCCACACUCUGCUUUGUCUCCACCGCCUUCACCGUCCUCACCUUCCUGCUGGACCCGCAGCGCUUCCAGUACCCGGAGCGGCCCAUCAUCUUCCUCUCCAUGUGCUACAAUGUCUACUCGGUGGCCUUCGUCAUCCGCUCGGUGGCUGGGGCCGAGAACAUCGCCUGUGACCGGGAGAAUGGCGAGCUCUACAUCAUCCAGGAGGGGCUGGAGUCCACGGGCUGCACCAUCGUAUUCCUCAUCCUUUACUACUUUGGUAUGGCCUCAUCCAUCUGGUGGGUCAUCCUCACCCUCACCUGGUUCCUGGCCGCUGGUAAGAAGUGGGGCCACGAGGCCAUCGAGGCCCACAGCAGCUACUUCCACAUGGCCGCCUGGGGCAUCCCAGCCAUGAAGACCAUAGUCAUCCUCACCAUGAGGAAGGUGGCCGGGGACGAGCUGACGGGGUUGUGCUACGUAGGCAGCAUGGAUGUCAACGCCCUGACUGGCUUCGUGCUCAUCCCUCUGUCCUGCUACCUGGUCAUUGGCACCUCCUUCAUCCUCACGGGCUUCGUAGCGCUCUUCCACAUCCGCAAGAUAAUGAAGACAGGCGGCACUAACACGGAGAAGCUGGAGAAGCUGAUGGUGAAGAUCGGUGUGUUCUCCAUCCUGUACACGGUGCCCGCCACCUGCGUCAUCAUAUGCUACUUCUAUGAGAGGCUCAACAUGGACUACUGGAAGUUCCGGGUUCUGGAAAGCAAGUGUGUUUCAUUCCCUGGACGCCGGAACGAGGACUGCUCCCUGGAGGAGUCGGUGCCCACCGUGGCGGUGUUCAUGCUGAAGAUCUUUAUGUCUCUGGUGGUGGGCAUCACCAGCGGUGUGUGGGUGUGGAGCUCCAAGACCCUGCAGACCUGGCAGGGUCUGUGCAACAGGAAGCUGGCGGUGCGGACUAGCAGGAAGCCCUGUGGCAGUGUCAGCUGCAGCAGCUCCCACUGCCACUAUAAGGCCCCAGCCGUGGUGCUCCACAUGUCCAAAACAGACUCUUACAUAGAGAGCCCAACACACGUCUGACACUUCAAGUGACAUUUCUCAAAGUGUUUUGUAAAGACAAUGCCAAAGGGAAAGGAGGUUAUUUUGUUAUGUGAUCAUUUGAAAAGCUCAGGUUGGACUGCAUCUGAUGUUCGUUGAGUAGCAAUACCUGAAAGUGACAGUGUUUGUGCUGUCGUUUGGGAACAUUAUCCAAAUUGUUUGCAGUUAAACCACACAGUUUGGUGCAAAAGCAAAAUCAGAUAAGCUUCUAAAGGGAACAUUUAUUGUAUAGCAUGCCAUACAAUUGGUUGUUUCUGCUUAACUAACUGAACAUGAAUGCAAAAGAGAACUGGCAUGGAUGUAUCAAUAUUUGGUUUAUGCUCCCCUCCCUGUAAGUUUAUUUAUUGUGUUGUAUAUUUAAUUGCAAGUUCUUCAUGGUGUUUCAUAAGUUUUUGUAUAUUGUAUGUAAGUGCACGUACUAAAGAGUUAUGAGAUGAAUAUAGGGUCUGUUGAGAUGUACAAGUGCCUUUUGAAUAUGUAUAUUUUUUUUAAAAAUUGACGUUAAUAAAACAUAUUUAUAUAUUUUCACUGAUGACUUUACUCUCUCCAUUACUUUACAACAUAUGUCAACUUGUUAGGGGUAGUUGUCAUAAACAUGAGCAAAGCAAAGACAUUCUACAAUAGUAUAAAAAUGUUUUGGUUUAAAUAACUGCUUUGAGAAUAUUCAUUUUGCCAAAAAACAUUUUGAUUUAGAUUUGCUACAGUGCCUCUUCAAAUUGACAAGCUCUACAGUGGUCAUUUUUGUUGAGGUAAUAAUGAUCUAAGAUGCAAGAAUAUAUUGUAUGAAUAAAAUAAAUAUAUCAUUAGUUUGGGUGACGUUCCUACAUGUAUUCAUUUUUGUUUAUUUUUCAGUAGACUUUGAUGACCUUGUGGACCCACCUACAGUAUGAAGCUCUCACUGGCAAAACUAGUCAUAUUUUCCCAAGUGACAUCA
Molecule: messenger RNA, 3384 nt
Organism: Oncorhynchus kisutch (coho salmon)
Lineage: Eukaryota; Metazoa; Chordata; Actinopteri; Salmoniformes; Salmonidae
Product: frizzled-9
Exons: 1
Coding region: 678-2432 (584 amino acids)
Biological process (GO): canonical Wnt signaling pathway; non-canonical Wnt signaling pathway
Cellular component (GO): membrane
Molecular function (GO): transmembrane signaling receptor activity; Wnt-protein binding
Source: RefSeq, a predicted model, not a curated record